Molecule: messenger RNA, 3966 nt
Organism: Pteronotus mesoamericanus
Lineage: Eukaryota; Metazoa; Chordata; Mammalia; Chiroptera; Mormoopidae
Gene: NACAD
Product: NAC alpha domain containing
Exons: 10
Coding region: 1-3966 (1321 amino acids)
Biological process (GO): protein targeting to membrane
Cellular component (GO): cytoplasm; nascent polypeptide-associated complex
Source: RefSeq, a predicted model, not a curated record
AUGCCCGGGGAGGCAGCUCGCGCGGAGCGGCUGCUGCCGGAGACGGCAGGCCCGGGGCCCCGCAAAGAUCUGUCCUGCGGUGCAGCUGAGGCCACCACCCCAAGAGGGGACCGGCGGGCGCCGUGUGCCCUGACCGCCGGGCGCGGCGCACCGGCCCUCGCCUUCCUGCCUGGCAAGCCAGGCGCCCGACCCCCACCCGAGGGAGCGAGCUGGGAUGCAGGGCCCGGCCGGGCACCCUCAGCCUGGGCGGCCCCCAUGGAGGGCAGCCCUAGCCUAGGGCCGCCUGAGGCCCAGCCCCCCGAGGGGCCUCUCCCAGCCACCCUGGAGCCACGGAUCGUAAUGGGGGAGGAGACAUGCCGGGCGCCCCGGGUGCCCCUGCCGCCCCGGGUGGCCCUGCCGGAGCUCAGGGACCAGGAGGGGGGGCCCGGCCACCCGAGCCCACCCUCCAUGUUGUGCCCUCAGGGCGACCUUCCUGUGCCUUCCCCUGCCCUGGACCCCGACUCCUUCUUCACGCCUCCCUCCACCCCCAGCGAGACCCCAGCCCUGCUCCCCGGCCCCAGGCUCUGCAAGGACGUUGGGGACGCGCAGGCUGAGCCAGAGGCCUCGGGGGACUCGCCACCCACCUCGCCCUCGGGCUCCUACAUCACCGCAGAUGGGGACAGCUGGGCCUCGUCCCCGUCCUGCUCCCUGAGCCUGCUGGCUCCAUCCGAAGGGCUGGACGGGGCCUCAGACUGGGGCUUCUCCCCACCAGGAUCCGAGGCUCACGAGUGGGAGCUGCCUCCGGCGGGGUCCCCGGGGCCGCUGUCCCCCGAGUCCAGCCUCUCCACCGACAGUGGCUCUUCCUACGACCAGGAAGCCCACUUCUUUGAGCCGGAUUUCCUGGCCAACGACCCGAUGAUCCCCGCCGCGCUCCUGCCUUUCCGCGGCAGCCUGAUCUUCCAGGUGGAGGCGGUGGAGGUGGCCCCGCUGCCGCCGGAGCAAGGGUGGGGGGCCCCGGCCCCCGGCAGGGACCCGGCCGGCGAGGAGGACGACGACAGCAGCUUCGCGUCCUCCCUGCAGUCCCCGUCGGACCUCUCCGUCACCGAGGGCGUGGACGAGGCCUUCGCCUUCCCGGACGAUGCCUCCGCUGCCUCCUCCGACCCCGACUCGGCCUCCCACCCGGGAGCAGAGAAUGGGAGGCUGCACAGCAGCGAGCCCCACGCACAGCCCGGCCCCCAGGCCUCUGAGGGUGUGGCGGGCCGGGUGGCCCCUGUGGGGCCCCCCAAGGGGGCGGCUCAGGCCCCAGGGAGACAGGCGCCACAUCCCUGGGGAGACGGAGCCGGCGCCGCCCUGGGCCCUGAGCCCGGGACUGAGCGCUGGACCGCUGAGGGGCAGGCCGGCCGCUCGCCCAGCCCAGGCGCUCCGCGGCGCCUGAAGGAAGACGCGGACCAGGAGGCCCCGCCCAGAGGGGAGGACGCCAUCCCCGCGGCCACACGUGCGCCCCUGCGGGAUGCCAGCGGCCCUCAGGCCCUGCCGUCGGACGCGGGCUGCGCCUCCGGGGCCGAGCCCACGGCCGCCUGGGCCAGGCAGGAGGGAGGCGAGGCCUGCAGGCUGACGCCAGCCCUUGAGGAGGAGGACGCGGGCCGCACUGGAGGCCCAGGGCCCCUGGCUUUGGACCAGGCCCAACAGGGCCAUCCAGAGCCAGCAGCUGACAUCGGGACGCAUUGGACCGCAAGUGGAGGUGUGGACACCCCCCAGACCACCUUGGAGAUUCCAGAUGCCCCGGAACUCGCCUCGGAGGCCCCGGAUACCCCGGAACUUGUCUUGGAGGCCCCAGAUACCCCACAAUUUGCAUCUAAGGCCCCAGAUGCCCCUGAAUUCACCUCGGAGGCCCAGGAUACCCUGGAACUUCCCUUGGAAGCCCAGGACACCCCGGAACUCGCCUCGGAGGCCCAGGACACCCCGGAACUCGCCUCAGAGGCCCAGGAUACCCCGGAACUCCCCUCGGAGGCCCAGGAUACCCCGGAACUCCCCUCGGAGGCCCAGGACACCCCGGAACUCGCCUCGGAGGCCCAGGAUACCCCGGAACUCCCCUCGGAGGCCCAGGACACCCCGGAACUCGCCUCGGAGGCUCCAGACACCCCUGAGCCUGCCUUGGCUGUCCAGGACCCCUCACAUCCUCCCAUGGAGACUCUGGACCAUCCAGACUCCCUCAGCCCCACCACGGAGGUUCUGGACACCUUCAAGCCCACCACAAAGACCCUAGAUCCCCCCAAUCCCACCUCAGAGUUCCCGGACACUCUUGAGCCUGCUGUGGAAACCCAAGACCCCCCACAGCACCCCAUGGAGGCCCUGGACCCCUUGGACCUUCACAAAGAGGACCCAGGUUGCCCCAAGGUCGCCUUGAGGAUCCCAGAACCUCCACAUCUCCCCACAGAGUCCCUGGACUCCCCCAAAGAAGACCCAGACCCCCCUGAGCCUACCUCUGUCAGGGAGGAAGUAGCUGAGCCCCGCUCGCACCCACAGGAGGCCCCAGGGGCCAAGAACCAGGGGGACGGCAACCUCGAGCCAGCACCCUGGGGCCCCAGGAAGGCUCCUGGGAGCAGCUGCCCCAAGGUUGGUCUGGUGCACCCCCAGUGCCCUGCAGAGAGUGGAGGGGGCACCCCAGGGCCCAGGCGUCAGCUGGCUGUGGCCUCAGAACCUCCAUCAAGGGCUGUGCCUGGGUUGGGCAGGGGCUGCCCCAAAGAACCGGAGGCCACGCCUCCACCGCCCUCCCCUGGGCCAGAGCCCGAGCCAGGCCUGGGCGGGGACGAGCAGGCCCGGGUGGCCCCUGAGACCCGGGGCCUCUGCCCCCCACAGACUCCUGACGGGCCCCCAGGCCCUGAGCCCUCCGCCCCCAGCGCCAUCCUGGGGGGGGCUCCACGCCCAGCAGCACCGCCCAGCCCCUGCCCCGGCCAGGGUCCCCGGGAAGGCUCAGCUGAGAGCCAGGAGCCCCCUGGCUCCCCAGACUUCCUGCCGCCCCAGGCAGGAGCCCUUCAGGCAGCAGCUGCCUUCUCUGGGACCAGGAAGCCCCCCAGGGUGGGGCCGCGGGUCAGCCUCCCGCCCCAUGCCCCCCUCCUCGGCCCGGAGGCCGCCCCCAAGGGGGGCGCUCAUGCCAAAGACCCGGCCCUGUGGAUCCCACCCACCUGCCAAGUGCCUCCCGGCGCUGGGCCCCAGAGCCCGGCCAGCCCUCCCAGGUCCCUGGCCACCGAGCAGCAGGACGAUCAGGACAGUUUGGAGGAAGAGUCGCCCCGGGCUCCGGGCCCCGGCCAGUGCUCGGACAGCCACGGCGAGUCGUCGGCCGAGCCAGAGGAGCAGGACCCCUCAGGACCCCAGGCCACACAGCGCUCGGCCCAGGCCCCAGCCAGCGGCAGUGAGGAGACCGUGGCCAAAGCCAAGCAGAGCCGCAGCGAGAAGAAAGCCCGGAAGGCCAUGUCCAAGCUGGGCUUGAGGCAGGUCCAGGGCGUCACCAGGAUCACCAUCCAGAAGUCCAAGAACAUCCUCUUUGUCAUCGCCAAGCCUGAUGUCUACAAGAGCCCAGCGUCUGACACCUACGUGGUCUUCGGGGAAGCCAAGAUCGAGGACCUGUCCCAGCAAGUGCACCGAGCCGCCGCUGAGAAGUUCAAGGUGCCCACGGAGCCCUCCGCCCUGAUCCCCGAGUCAGUGCCGGGGCCUCGGGUGAGGCCGGCGUGUGAGGAGGAGGGCGAGGAGGAGGAGGUGGACGAAGCCGGCCUGGAGCUGCGGGACAUCGAGCUGGUGAUGGCCCAGGCCAACGUGUCCAGGGCCAAGGCCGUGCGGGCCCUGAGGGACAACCAGAGCGACAUCGUCAACGCCAUCAUGGUGGGUGGCUGCCCCCCGGCCGUUGGCCCAGACCCCCGCUGCUGCCCUGCCAGGCCGCCCCCGAGCCAGACCCUCUCCCCCGGCUUCCCGCAGGAGCUGACGAUGUGA